GCAUGGCAGGGUUGCUAAGCGGUAUUCUGAGUGGGACAGAGAAGACGCCGUCUGUCCUGGUUCAAGACUGUAGUCAGAGGAACGGGAGACCGCUGCUGAAGGCGUUUGCUCUGCAGUGUCUCAGAAGGUGACGUCACCACUCUAGCUGCCGCUCUGUGAUUGCUGGUUUCCCAGGUUUCCCUCCUGCCACGUCUUCUUGUUUGACCUUCAUCCCGAGACCUGGUCACAAGGCCUCCCACAGGACCCUCUUCAAAGAUUAACCAUCCAUGACUGUUUCACUGACCACCUCGGGUGGAGAAAUGGCUCUGGCCCCGCCCCGUUACACGAGGCCACACCCACUAGUUUCUUCAGCUCAAUGGGAGAGGCCACACCCCCUGAUUGUCCGGUGAUAAUUGACUCUCUGUCGACUCUACUGGAGUUCCACCCUACCUCUCAUGUGUGCCGUCUCCUACACCAAAUUGGAAGGAGGUGUGGUUUGGUGGUGUGUCUGCUGCAUUCUGACCUCCAUGGUCGUCAUGUGACAUCACAAGUGGAUCAUGUGAUGUCCACAACUAUAGACCUUGUGGUUCCACAGUCGCCAGGUCAACUGAAGGUCAAAGUUAAACACCGCAAGACCACGGGAAAAGUUCUGGUAUCAACUGAAGUGGUUGCCAUGGACGAUAGCUACGAUAUGACAUCAUCUCCACAAGUCACCUCCUCGCUCCUCACACCCUCCCACCCUGUACCAGACCCCACCCAAAACUUGACCUUUGACCUCACUCUGAGCGAGAGGGAAAGGGAGGAGCGCAGGAAGCUGGUUCUGCCGUAUCAUCACUCAGCCGGGAAGAAGACUGCCUUGCUGCAGGCAGGGUCAGGGAGGGUGUUCUACACACCAGAUGAAGCUGAUGACUAUGACGACUCAGAUCCUGAUGAUGACCUUGAUAUUUGACCCACUCAUCAACUGGACACCAUGAACCACUACAUUUUCACCUCACACCUCAUUCACUGCCAAUGAACCAUCUGUUUAAAACCAUGCGCAUUUCCUACAUUGUGCUAUAUAGCCAGUGGAGCAGCGUCCAUGAGCACAAGCAGUGUAUCAGGCAUGACGGGGCAAGACAUAAUGCAAGUCCCAACUUUUUUAGAAUCAGUGGCCCGUUGUGUGAAUGUGAGGUGAAAAUCAUAACACA
Messenger RNA from Geodia barretti, 1166 nucleotides. NCBI's taxonomy places the organism in Eukaryota, Metazoa, Porifera, Demospongiae, Tetractinellida, Geodiidae. The record is from the annotation of a GenBank genome assembly.